AUGGUAUCUUCGGUGCUCACAUUGGGUGUCCUGAUUUUGGCAGUGACUGCCUCCGCAGAUGUUUCCCAUUUGGGUUAUCAACGUUACAGCCGGCCGCAAACAAUUCGUUUGCAACGUUUGGAAUCGGGUCGUCCCACACCAUAUCCAGCUUCGGGUUAUCGUCCCGCCAAGGAAUUUAAUAUACCCAGUGAACAGCCUCAGUUCCCGUUGGGCGCUCAUCCCCAGAAGCAGGAAAGUGGCAGCAACAAUUUCAACAACAACAACAAUAAUGGAGGUUUUGAGAUUCUUUCCGAAUCCCAACAACCUGAGGUGUUCUAUGGAGCUCCAAGCCGUUUUAGGCCUGAGCAGGGUCGUGCUCCCGUUCAGCAGCCUCAGCAAACGAACUUCAACAACAAUAGGCCUCAGGAAGCAACCUUUAACAACAACCAACCCCAGCAAUCGAACUUUAACAACCAACCUCAGCAAUCGAACUUCAACACCAACUCUCAACAACCCAGCUUCAACCCUCAACAACAACAACCCACCUUCAUCUCCAACACCCAAGGUCAACAACAACCCAGCUUCAGCAACAACCCCCAAGUUCAACCCGCCUUCAACACCGCACCCCAACAAACCUAUGGUGCCCCCGAACGUCAACCUCAGCAACCUCAACCCCAACCUGAAACCGAACAACAAUUCGAAGUACAAACCCAAACUGUCAACUCCGGCUCCAAUGAACUCUCCGAACCACAAGGUCAACCCCAAUCUCCAGUUCAAAGGCCCAAUGGUCUCUAUGACGCUCCUGCACGCCUGCGACAAAUCCCAGCCCGCCUGCAACAGAAACAACCACAACCUCAACGCCUAUAUGCCACACCUGUGCAAUCAGGACGUUUAGUCGCUGCAGGUAAACCCCAAUCAUCUCGAUUCACCGACAAUCGCGAGGAAGACGAAGAAGAUGAUGAAGAUACCACUUCGGAAAUUGAAACUGAACCUAAGAAGGAUGAUGAGAGCAAAAAACAAGCUCCCGCCCAAAAUGUUGCCACCAUUGCCUAUUACCCCGCUGGAGCCUUCAGUUUUGUACAACCCUUGACGGCGAACUUUGUGGCCACCGCUCCCAAGGCUGCUUUUGUCACAGCACCCAAUGCCGCUUAUGUUAGUGCCACCGGUCAAUAUGUGGCCGCUGCUGGGCCUUAUGUUACCGCACCAGCUACCUCAUAUGUCUCGGGUCCAGCUACUUCAUUUGUAACUGCCGCAACUGCUCCCGUCCAAACUGGUACCUAUGUCACUCAGGCUAACGCUCCAGUAGCUGGUGCCUAUGUCACUGCCGCCACCGUCGCUGCUCCCAGUGCCGCCUAUGUUGUUGCCUCACCCAAAACUCCCAUCUACCAAACCUCCUCCUUUGUCCAGCAACCAUUUCAAUUUGCUGCUGCCGCACCAGCCCAACUCAAUGCAUGGUAA
This is a messenger RNA of Musca vetustissima, 1437 nucleotides long. RefSeq lists its product as uncharacterized. NCBI's taxonomy places the organism in Eukaryota, Metazoa, Arthropoda, Insecta, Diptera, Muscidae. Bases 1 to 1437 code for a protein of 478 amino acids. The record is from RefSeq and is a predicted model, not a curated record. The transcript has a single exon.